AUUGGCAACAAACAUGGCGUCAAGCCCAAAAGAAAAAUUUGAUGCAGCAGUAAAAGUUAUUAGGGGUUUACCUAAAAACGGUAAGAAACCAUCAAUUUAGAAUGAAACUAAUUCAUAGGGUAGUAAUUGUCAUAGCUGAAAGACAUAUAUUAAUGAUAUAUUAUAGGCUAUUAUAAAAUAUAUAUAGCGUAGUCUUAAAAAUUGUUAAUUAUUUUAGUUGAGUUGAGGCUGAGGCGUUCCAUUUCUCAUAUAGUAAGCUAUUCAUUAUUCAUAGUAUAGAAUCAGAAUUAGAUUAUCCAAAAGUCAUAGAUAGAUAGGCAUACUGAAUAAGUAAACUAAUUAAUAAUUAAUUACUAUCACUUAAUUUUUGGGUUAUAUAAUUACAUCAGAAAUGAAUAUGAAUGUAGAUACUUCUAUGAAACAAGGGAGACUACUACUUUUUGUGUAUCAGAAAUAGAAAUCGGCGCCGAAAAAUCCGAGUUUUUAAUUUUCCGAUGUGUGUGUCUAUUUAUUAUUAAAUUAGUAAUUUCGAUAUAUAUUUGAGUUCCGUUUUCGGCCUUAUAAUUAGGUGACAUCUUGGCCUACAUUUUAAUCAAUUUCUUUUUCAUUUACAAUCAGUCAGCUUUGAGAAAAUCCUUGGUAAAUAUAAGGCAACUUUCAUCAUUAAAAUUAAGUCGAAGGAAAAGAUUUGUCACUACCAAAUUUUUUUUGCAUCUGGGGAAUGUAUUUAUCUACAUGUAUGCCAAUUUUCACAGCGAUAAGUGUCUUACGAGAAAUGAAGCGUGUUUUUGAAAUGAACUUUAUUAUUAUUAUUAUGUUUCUAUGCGUUCGCAGCAGGUCAUGCAGUUCGCUCAACCUAAUUUCGCCAUGGGGUGGGCCACGGCCCCUUUUUAAUGGCGGAAGUUGCCGAUACUUAGGAAAUAUUAAUUUAUUACCACUAUUUACAUCAAAAUAUUGAUAACUUGUGUUUCAGAAUGCAUUUUGAAGACAUUUAAACUGGAAUGUUUUAAUUUGAGCUUUAACAACCCGGUAGAAUCCAUAUUAUAAAUGAUCAGAAUUUACCGUGUGCAACACGUUGUCAUUGGCAACCAUUCACAGCCACUUGCAUAACUGUAUCGUAGUACUACCUCAGAGUUUCAUUCAUAAGAGUUUGCCGUGUGCAAAAACUAUUAAACCAUUGGUCAGGGAAAGCUUUAAUUAAUUAUUCAUGUGCCAAAGUUGAAAGUUUAAACUAAGUCGACCCUAAACAGUAUUUUAGUGAUAAGGCGAUGCGUUGCCUUAUAUAAAGUAUAUAGUCAUUGCGCAUGACACGAUCAGCAGAAUGAGGUCACAAGAUGUGGAGGUUUCGUCCAAAGUAAAAAAUACCUAACAAACUCACACUUUAAAAAUUCAUAGCUGAAAAAGUACUUAAGCUAAAAAGUUGACUCUGGUUUCAUUUUUUUAUUUGAAAUUUACUCUAACUAACUGUGUUAUUAAAAAAAUUAUUUCAAUGUUUUUAAAUUUUGUAUUCAAGUGCCUAAUGAAUGACUUAUGUCAUUGAUUCACAAUUGAUAAUUGUUUAGUCUUAGUUUCUAGUUUCUGUUGUAAGUCAACUCCUCCUUGUAUUUUACCAAGCCCAAGGCAACUGAAUUUUAGCAAAUUCAAUACAGUUUUUUAGUUUUUUGUGCCUUGGCAUAAGUUACAUAAUAGGUUCUUUGAUGAAACAAGGGAGACUACUACUUUUUGUGUAUCGGAACCAAAAAAUCAGAGUUUUUAAUUUUCCGAUGUGUGUGUCUAUUUAUUAUUAAAUGAGUACUUUCGACAUAUAUUUGAGUUUCGUUUCCUGCCUUAUAAUUUGGAAGACAUCUUGGCUUACAUUUCCAUCCAGCUAUUUUGCUUUUUUCAAUCUACCUUGAUUUUGAAAAUCUUUGGUAUAUAUAAGGCAUCUUCGCAUACAAAAUUUUUUGUGAAAUAAAAGGAACAUGUCUUUCAUAUUAAAUCGUGUAAAGCAUUAGAUAUUGAAGAAUACGUGUGCCAAUUCUCAUUGAUGUAGGUCGUAUCCAACGUAUUUUACGCUUGUCCAAGUGACCCAUAUCACCAUAAAAUCGCUCAGCCUAAUUUCGACAUGGCGUGGGCCACACCCUCUUUUUAAUGGGGGAAGUUGCAGAUACUUAGGAAAUAUUUAAUUAUUACCACUAUACACAUCAAAAUAUUUGAUAACUUGUGUUUCAGAAUGCAUUUUGAAGACAUUUAAACUGGAAUGUUUUAAUUUGCGCUUUAAAACCCUGUAGAGUCCAUAUCAUAAAUGAUUGGAAUUUUCCGUGUGCAACACUUUGUCAUUGGCAACCAUUCACAGCCACUUGCAUAACGGCUAUAUCAUAUUACUAUCUCAGAGUUUCAUUCAUUAGAGUUUGCUGUGUGCAAAAACUAUUAAACCAUUGGUCAGGAAAAGCUUUAAUUAAUUAUUCAUGUGCCAAAGUUGAAAGUUCAAAAUAAGUAGUCCACAAACAGUAUUUUAGUAACAAGGCGAUGCGUUGCCUUAUAUAGUCUAUACCAGUAUAAAGGGUGCCGUAGAAUUGGUAAACAGAAAAGCCAUAAUAUAUAAAUAAAUUAUAUUAAAUUAACUGAUAUAUAUUGUUAAUAGUUAGAUAAGCUACAAUCUACUUUUUAAUACAGCAUUAAUUCUGAAAAUAAAAGUCCUAUAAAAUUACGAAACGAGAAAAUUCAUAAGACGUUUCAGUUAUGUUGCUUUAAACCUUGUUCUUUAUAUCAUGUCAUUUGUCUUUUAUUGCAGGUUCUUUCCAACCAUCUCAUGAAUUAAUGCUUAAAUUUUAUAGCUACUAUAAACAAGCUACAGAAGGCCCUUGUACUGUAUCCAAACCAGGAUUUUGGGAUUUGGUAAAUCGCAGGAAAUGGUUUGUAACUGUCAUAGUUUUGUUUUCAUUUCUUACUUCAUUGUAUUAUUAUGUAUAAAUCAAUAAAUGCUAUAUUGUAAAGGUUUUCAGUUCAGAUAAUACUUUUCAAAUCAGUAGUACAUUGAAGAACUAAAUUCAGUCUGAAUAAUGCUUUUCAAAAUCAAAACUGCAUUUAAGAGCUAAAUUAAUUUUAAAAUUUAUAUUUUAAAUUUAAAUAUACAAGUGUAUUUUCUGUACAAGACAAUACGUUAUAAAUAUAAUAUUUCCUUAAAUGUAAGAAUGAGGCUUAAAAGCUGCACAUUAGGAUCAUCUCAAUAGUGGUUUUCAAAUUUUUCAUCUUGCAACAAAACUAAAGAAAUUUCUGAGCCUCUUCAUAACACAAUAUAAGUAUUUAAAAAAUAUUGGCUAUGUCAUUGAGGUGUUGCUUACAAGACAAUUUUAUAAUAUUAAAUUAGAUAUAAAUAUAAUAUAAUAGGGCUUAACCAGUUGCAAUUGUUUUACACCAGGUCCAGGUAUUUUGAGAAAAUACUUGGUGGUUCCAAGUGUUACAAAAAAAAAAGAGGAAAUGUUUCAUUUUCUAUAAUGUAUGCCACCCUACCGACAGUCUUUAUACAAUAUUCUUACACCCUACAUGCCAGCCUUUAAACAAUAGUCCUACAGACAGUCCUAUACCAUAUGCCUGGCUCUUUAUUGAUUGAUAUAAUUGUCGCCUCCGGUUACCGGAAAUUUGUUUGAAAGAAAUUUUCUUCGACUAUACUAUAUAGUAAAACAAUAUAAAGUGUUUAAAAAAAAAUUGAUGCAAAAUUCGAUAGUGUGAACUGAAAAUAAAAUUUGAUCACAUUUCCGUUUGACCAAACUUCUGUCCAUCAAUUUUCCGUUGAUGAUAAUUCUUUCAAACAAAUUUCCGGACACGGUCACCUCCCACUAAAGAAAAGAAAUCAAUCUAUUAGCAUGAAUUCAACCAUCAUGCUUGACGCCCUUGGCCCUUGACUAAUAAAAAUCAUGGAGUUGGGGAGAGGCCCAUUUGAAGAAGAAGCAGGACGUACCAGAAGCAAAAUAAAUAUAAGAGAUUAUAAUAUUUGUGUUAUCUUGCUUGAAGAUGUCCAUAUACUCUUGAUAUGUAAAAUACUUUUAAACCUUUUUUGUUUUCUUCCAUUUUUAUCCCUAAAAUUUAUUAAAAAAUCUUGUAACUCCCCAGUGAACCAAUCAUGAAAUAUUUGAAAACCUAGGCUCUAAAUAAUUGAAUUAGCUUCUUCUAAUCCUUGAAUGCUCAAAACAUUUUAAUAUUCUAUAAAUUAAUAUUAAUUUUUUAAUCCUCAGAUGGCAAUUAACAUAUCUAUUUGUAAAAAUAGAAUGCAACUGCUCUCUUCCCAACUUCUUUAAAAUUAGGUUGAGUUCUUUGGUUUGGGAUUAUUUCUUAAAGUUAACUCAAAAUCAUGAAUUUUUUCCCACUUUUUGUGUUUCGCUUAACUUGUUUUGGUUAUAUUUCAGUGUUAAUACAGUAAUUUUUAAAUCUUAGUUUUCACACUCAUUUGAAUUAUGCCAUUACUUGUCUCUUUAAAUUUUUGAACUGUUUUUUUUUUUAAAGGGAAGCCUGGUCAAGUUUAGGUAAUAUGGAAAGUGAGAAAGCAAUGCUGCUCUAUGUGGAUGAGUUGAAAAAAGUGAGCAUUCAUGUUCGGCAAGCAUACUAUCCGCAGCAGGUAUUGCUAAUGUCAAGCCUCCAUUCAUUGCAAAUAUAAUAUUUUCAACAGAUGUUUUAUUAUAUGUUCCUUUUUUAUUUAUUCAAAGCUGAAAAUGUAAACCCUGAUCAAUGAUGAUGAUUGAGUAAACAAACUAUAUGUACCGGGGUAUACCUUUUUUAUUCAAAGUUUAAUUUUAAACCCUGAUUCAUGAUAAUGAUUGAGUAAACAAAAUAUUUGUAUAACAACAAAAAUAUUUUACAUGGUGCUUGCCUAUGAGCUUUUUUCUUGUACAGUAUUUCAUUGGGGGAGCUUAUUAAUUGUUGCAUAAUUCUAGAUCUGAUAGUAUUUUAUAGGGGUCGCUUUUUAAUAUAGAAUUGAUAUAAGAUAACAGAUCAGUGUAAAUAAAAUUGAAAUAAGAUAUAAGAUAACAGAACAGUGUAAAUAAAAUUGAUAUAAUAUAAGAUAACAGAACAGUGUAAACUAUAAAUGGUAGCCACCUAGAAAAGCCCAUAUGAGCAAGAAAUGCGAGAAGCGUUCUGAAGACCAGCAAGCCAAUCUUAAAUAUCUGUAUUAUUGGGCUGUUGAGUCUGCCGUUCGUCCUUUUUGCCAUUCCACUCUUGGGCAGAUAGAUCUAUCGUCCCUGUCAUCUCAACUGGGUUAACUAAAAUAAUCAAAAUAUAAUCUACAGAAUAAUAAAUCAUUAAAUAGUUUGUCAAAGUGUGCUGUAUUUGCCCAAAAAUAUAUCUAUGUUGGUACCGACAUUAAUAUCUGCUGAAGCGUGACUGAGCAGGACGCUCUUGCACGGCCGCUCACGAAGAACAGCGUCCAAGACCCCGGUCUGACAUAUUCGUAACUCAAAACCAGGAUCAGGGACCCCCCCGCUGAGAAGCAGCGGACGCGGAUUGGCCUGGCUCGUGAGCCCCCCACGUGUCCGGGGGCCACAUGUACAAAUUGGCCCGGUUUAAUGAUUGUGAUAGUCUCAUUUUGCCAAUAAAAUAUUUAAAAUUCCUAAUUCUUUUCAACCUUAUGUAUUUUAAAAAAUCAUUAUUUAAAAUUAUAUAGAGUUUAUUAAACCAUGUGUCAAGGAUUGAUAGAACUAUACAAACAAAAUUUGUUUAAACCAAAAUAGAGAGAGACAGUCAUCAUUUUGCCAGGUUUUAGAUACUGUGAGAAUAAGUGCAUGUUUGAAAAUAGAAGUUAAAAAUAACUUUGCAAUCAAAUAAAUAUCUGUACCAUUGACCCAAAAAAAAUGCAUUUUGGUAACAAAGAAAGCUCAUUGACUUUUUCAUUGACCAUAAAUUUCUUGUAAGAUACUUGUUUUUUUAUUUUAAAGCAAGUAACACAUCUACAUUUUCUUUUGUAUUGUACAGUAACUAUUUUCUGACUUGGCACUCUGAGUUGAACAAUUUUAAUAGGAAGUCUGAAAAAACUUCAUUCAAAUUUGAAAUGGUUAUAAUACAUGCAUGAAUUAAAACUAUUAAACAGUUGUCUACAGAAGAAAUUAUUUAUUUUUAUAUUAUUAUUAUUUGCAAGAAAAAUAAUGGGAAAUAUGGUUUAGUUUGCAAAUACUCUAAGGUUUGCAAAUAAUGAUCAUUACUAGUACUUUCUGCUUGAUAGGGCUUUGAUUCAAAGUUAACAAACAUUUUCUUGUCAAAAGCAUGAUUCAAUCAUAUUGCAAUGUUUUUUUUUAGAAAAAAUUUCAAUCAUUUUGAUAAAUUAUUAAAUACAAAAUUUUAAUUACCGGGUAUUGGAAUCCAUUUAUACAGGAGAGUCCAUGUAUCUUCUGUCAAUAAAUAAAACUUACUAUGAAAUGAUUUGAAACUUAGAUUAUUCAAUCCUUGGUCUUACAAGUUAAGGGGUAAAUCUUGUGAAGGUUCAAAGACAAAUUAUUACAACCACAAAGCAGAUGCAAAUAUUUCAAUAUUAUCUCCAUGUGUAAAUAUUUAUCUUAUUUUUAAGAUUAUCUAUUAUUAAAAAAAUGGGACAAAGUAUAUUUCAUUUCUAAAUGUGUUUGCAAUAGAAAUUCAAUUAAAUGAAUUGCUAAUUUAUCAGUACACCGUCAUCCAUUCAACGUCCACACAAAUGUAAUUCUGCUUUCUGGCAUGACCACACUCUUGUUUUGAAUCCUCCCUAAAUGAGUCCAUCCUUUUCUUUCCCUUCCAAAAUCCCAUAAAAAGCUUUCUGUUUUUAUUAGAUUGACCUAUAAAUAACAUCUCAGUUUUGAAAGUAUCCUCUUCCAGAGGGUCUGAUAUUGUACACAUGUUCAUUUUUGUCCACCAUAUUCAACUACUAUUACUUUAUUGGAAUCAUGUUUUUAGCAUAUUAAGAAAGGAUUUUUCUUAUACAAACAAAAUAACACAUAUUUCUACUUAACUGGUAUAAUCCAAUUGCAAAUGAUCUAUAUUUUAUUUCACCUAUUUUGCCACAAUGCUUAUAAUUUCUUUAUGUGAGAAGUAAAGUAGGUAUUAUUGUGUUAAAAUAUUUAUGCUUGGUACAUUUUUUGAGGAUUAGAAACAAAUUAACAGGUUUCGCUGUUGUAGGUCUUUGUUAUGUAUUUUCUCUUUUAAAUUUUAAUCAUAGAAACCAUAAGUUUAGUUACAUGGAGGCUUGACACUGGUUGAUUCUGCAUGCAGAUGGAGCAGGUAGAUUAAAUGCUGAAAGCAUGACAUGAGGCUGCAGCUUUAUUCAAACUUUUGAAUAUCUUUGUCUCAUUUCAUACUUGAAAAAAAAAAUGUUUGUUGACAUUGCAGUGAAUUCCAAAUAUUUUCAUUGAUUAAUGUUGCUUUUUAAUGUUGAUUUUCUAGAUCUGAAAUAGAGACCAUUCUAAUUAUAAUAUAGUUAAUAGUGAGCAACGUGUAUGUCUUUUUAACCCAAUUACCAGCUGGUGGUGAAGGGCGUUUUUUUUUUUUAAAUUCUUCUUUUGUAGUCAUAUUUAUUUUGUAUCAUUAACUUUCUUAUUUGUUGUUAUGGCGCAGAUAUAUUUGCAAAACACUGGCUAACCUUUCAACUAUAAAACGGAGUAACAAUGUCUUUAAAUCUAUUCUUCGAACGCUUCCAUUAAAUUCAGUAAUCAAAAUAUUUUAUGGAUAAAGGGGAAGCUUUGUGUCUUUUGGGGGAAGGAUGUUAAACAUUUUUUAUCGAGUUAGGAUUGGGGGGGGGGGAUGAAGUGGUCAAAAAUUGUGAAAUAUCAUUUUUAAAUGACACCUAAAGAUAUAAAAUUGUAUGGACUAACAACACAAAAAAAACAUAUAAAUAACUGCUUUGAUUUGAUUAAUGAACAUCCUCAGCUAACGAGUUAGGAUUGGGGGGGGGGGAUGAAGUGGUCAAAAAUUGUGAAAUAUCAUUUUUAAAUGACACCUAAAGAUAUAAAAUUGUAUGGACUAACAACACAAAAAAAACAUAUAAAUCACUGCUUUGAUUUGAUUAAUGAACAUCCUCAGCUACUUAAUAUUGUUUCAUUGCGAUCUUAAACACAAAUUAUUUUGUAGCGUUUUGUUGUUUUUUUUUGAAAAUUAAAUGUUGUGAUUUUAAUCUUUUAAAGUACGGUACCAGUACUGAUCCUCUUGCAAAUCCUAAUUGCUUACCUUGGACUGUAUACUCAUAAAUUCAUUCAUAUUUUCACAUAUUUCUGAAAACUGAAUUGACUUGGUUGACUAUCAUUAGUGGGUCUUCAUUUGUAAAGUUAAUUAACAUGACUUAUACAAACUGCUUACAUGUUUUCAUUUUUCUUAAGAUUAAUUUGACUUUUAUUUUUAUAUAAAGUAGGGAAUGAUAAGAGGGAGGAUAAAAUAAAUCAAGUUCAAAAACUAGUUAUUUGAAACUUAUGUAACUCACAAAAAAUUAUAUCAACACCUUCAUAUUCUAAUAACACAUUAUCUCCUAGGAUCAGAUAUCCAAAUUCCUCAUUGACCUACUACUUUGUCAGAAAAAAUGCCAUAGAAAUCAAGCUAAACUUUUAAUUAAUACAAAUCUUUUCCUUACGGUCUUUCUUGAGGAGAGUAUGUUUUUUUAUUUGAUUAAGUUCCUAUUUUGUGCACCACUAAGUAUCAUCACUUUGGUUUAUGUUUAGUGUUUUAUUAUCCCCAGUAGUUAUUACACUGAAAAUUUCUCUCAUUAUUUACCUCUUCAUUAAGUAUUUUAUUUUGCAUAAUAGUAUUCCUAGUAGAUUUAGAUAGAUUUACAAGUUCACCAGGAUAUAAUUUUUUUCCUCCCUACUUUAUUGUAAUAUUUUUUAAUAGCUAAGGAAAAAAAAAACAUUUAUACAAAUGCAUAUUGUAAUAUAAGUUGUGGAAAAAUAUAAAAAUUUGGUUUUAGGUGCUAUAAAACUUGACCAAAACAUGUAUAAAAUUUUGUUUAGAAUGAAAAGAUUUCUUUGUCUUAAGAUUGAUAUUUGAGUAUUGUUAAGCAUUGGAUGCUUAAUUUCUGUAAAUUGAUAAUUACAUUAAAUAGUUUAAAUUUAACACACUUUAUUUAGCUAAUUAAAUAUCCUCCAAUAAUAUGUUAAAAUCCUAUGAAAAUUGCAACAGCAUUAUGAAUGAUAUUCAGUGUUUCUCAAAACAAUUAAUUGUAAUACCACUCUUGCUUGUUUUUUUUUCAAUGCUAACAGAUAGUUGAAACAAUGCCACAAACACACGCCGUCACAGAGUUUCUACAAAAGUUGGAUAGUUUCUAUGAGAUGGUUGAGGACAGUGAGAACCAGAAUACACUGAAGAUAAUGGACAAACCCUGGGCAAAUGGUUCCGUGCCAGUUAGUGAUGGUAGGUUGUCACCAAACAGUACACCUGUCUGUAUAUCUUUUCAUUUCUAGAGGUUUUUAUUAACUUUUAAAUUGUGGAGCGAUAUUUCUUUCCUCCACAGGGAAAAAAAAAAGAAAUACUUUUUGUUUAAUUUUUUAACCAGAUUUAACUUUAUUAUUUAGUGAUGGUUUGUUGAUCAUUAUUUAUUGAUAUAAGUCUUUAUGCUCUUCAGAUGAACAGAUGAAUCAUUCCUACAAUGUGACAGAGUUACUGAAACAGGAUUUGAAAAGGUGGCAGGACAGUCCAAUUAUAUUGAAUGGUGACAAGAGCCCACCUAAUGGUAAGGUUAAUCUCGAUGUUAUGAGGUAUAGCUCAUCAGUAGUUUUUUUUUUAAAUUUUAUAUUGUUUUUUCGCGUGUGUGCAGUGUGCUGUGCCAAAGGCAUUGAUGCUCAACAUUAUAACAAUAAAGAAAUUUAAACAUUUUGCUUACAUAACUGAAACAAUAUAGUGUUGAGAAUUUAAUCUCUUAUUUUAUUCUAUGGCUCAUGUCAAACAGUACACAACAAAGGAUGAUACCAUUUAUUAAAUACAGUAAUAAAGUAGGGCUUAUUACAAAUAAUAAUUUAUUAAGUUAAUUUUAAAAUUACGAAAUCAAAUAGAAUAAAACUUAGGCUAUUCACUUACAACUUACAGUACAGCAAUGAACUGGUACCGAUACAAUGUUGAAAAGGUGCACAUACACACACACUCAGUAAAUAAUAAUAUACAAAUCUACGAUCAGUACAGUAUUGUAUUCGCAAACUCUGUCUCUCUCUUUGCCUUGCAGUCUCUCUCUAGCUAAUUCAAUCCCUAUGUCGAUCGGCUUAUUUAUAGUCUUUCUUAUAGACUUUUUCAGAAAAGGGCUACACAUUGUAUCAGUGCCUAGACCCGUCUAAUAAGUUCUAAAGAAUUCUAAUUCUAUAGACUAUGUUUACUUGUAGUCAAGGGAGACAAUUUUUAAUUAAACCACACCCAUCGUCAUUAAACUUGGGGUCACGCAGAGUUCAUGCACAGGUUUCACGAUGUAAACAAGACAAAAUGAUGAUUAUUUGUUGAUUCCAUAGCUUUCAUCUCUUUUUUUAAAUAUAUUAUUUUUAAUAUAAAAUUGUUGGGUUUACCUUAGUUAGAAUAGUGGACAAUAUGCUGUUAAAAAAUUGUCUAUGAAGAAAUUUUUUUUUAAUAUAAUAUAGGUUUCGGUGAGAGACAAAGUUUUACUUAUGAUCAACCUGUGCUCACCAAUGGUGACAGUCCAAGUGAAACAGAUAAUGAUGAUGAUGAUUAUGCCAGGGAAGAGAAAUAUGGCCAAGAAAACGGUCGUGGCAGUCCUGAGACAAAUGGUGAUUGGAAAGGAAUAGAACAUGUUGUUGUGACCAAGGUUCAGUCAGGAUCUGCCAGUGAUAGUGAGACUGAAAAUGAAGAGUUCUGUGAUACUUCAGAUGAGCCUAUUGAGGUAUGUUUGACACAAAAGCUUUAUGCUUUCUUUCUAAAAUUAAUUGGAUCAAGUUUUUGGCUUAAUAGUUUAAGUUAUUUAAGUUUUGCUUGUAAUUAAGCUUAUUGUGUCACUAUGCAUUAAAAACUUCCUUUAAAAAUAAUAACAUUGUUUAUUAAUAUAUAUUUCGAAUGGAUUAACUUACAUAUUUAAUCUUUGCUUAUUAAUGUUUAUUUUGUUUUUUGAAAAUUUUAGCUAUUACCGGUAGUUGGAUAAUUAUAAUUAGACUCUCAAUGGCAAUAACUAGAUCAUAUUAUAUUUUCCUUUGCAUUACAUUCAAUGUCCACUGUACUCUUAUGAAGUAUGUGUAAAAUUAUUGUUUUGUGUUAUUGCUGCACUGUCCUAAGACUUGGACCUAAUCUCCAUAAUUUCCCUACAGCCUGCUGUGACCAGCUUUUUGCAGACAUUCUCUACUCAUCUUUCAUCCGUCGCUGCAGCUUCAUCAACUCCUAUUCCCAGGACAAAGCUGGUUCGCUUUGAUCCCAUGAUUGAGGACAGCAACACCAACUUUGAUGGCAGCGACUCAAACAGCCUUUAUGUCAAUACCUCCCUCGUGUCGGCUAAUGUUCUGGACUUGAGCUCACGCACAGAAAACGGACAGGAAUCUGUACUGGAUUCUACACACAUUCAUUCGGGUGAUGACUUAUUUGAUAUAUCUGUGUGCCGUGGUGGGGAAGAGGAAGAAAGGAAAAGAAAAGGUGAAGGUCAGGACUCCAGGCUUUGGUCAACAGCAGGAAAUAGAGGCAGCCAAAGUGGCAGUGGUGAGUUUUAGGCUGCUCAAAAGAGUGUUUGUUUUUAACUGUUUAUCAACUUUCAUACAUAUAUAAAUUAUAUUAAAGAGUUCUAACCUAUUUAAAAGACUUAAAUUUGAUUCUUAUAAUGAAAAAAAAAAUCACUUUAGCCAAUUGUUCUUGUAUUAAUAUAAAAAAAAUUAUUUCUACCCAUUUGUAUUUGAGAAAAUCUAUCAAUAUUUUAUUUUAAUUAAUUAAUUUUUUUAUUUAACCCACCUUCCCGGGUGGCAUCUUAUUACGUGACUGUCACUGUUUUUUAUUUUCUUAACCAAUAAUGAUAUAUCUUAUCAAAUGGUAUGCGUUGGACUUUUAUUGUUGAUUCAUAUUCUAGAAACAUUAAAAAAAAUUGAAAGUAUAGUUUAUCUGAAAAUCAGAUUUACAUCCCUAUGUCCAGAAAAUAGAGAUUAAAAAAUAAGUCGGGAAAUCUAUUAAAAUAAGUCAACAUUAAUCUUAUAAUUCUCUAAUCACCAUUUGACAUUUUGCAUUCCUCCUAGCACUAUUUUACAUUUUGCAUUACUCUAAGUGCUAUUUACAAUUUUAUAUUGCCAAGCUGAUGGACCAGAGGGUAGCGGUGGUUCUGGCGGUUGCGGACGUCGUGAUUUAUUCCCAAACCCUGGCGGGGGUGGAGGCAACAGAGGCACUGAUGUAAGUGGAAAGUCGUCUCCUGCAGAUUUAAAUGAGCAAAUUGUUGUGACCUUGCUGAGACUUCAACAGGACCUGAGCCGCGUUCUGAUGAGGCUGGACAGUGUAGAAGAAUUUAUUAAGUCAGAAAAAAAAGUGAGUGAAUUUAUCAGAAGCCUGAUAUGGAGCACAGAAAAAAAUGUGUAUGCCCCCAAAAUUUUUCUUUUACUUUUGACAUGGCUCUGAAUUAAACUGCUGUUACAAUUGAAACUCAAACAUCUUGAGGUGUGAGAGAAUGCAAUCAGAAGUUAAUGUUAAGAUCCAUUAGGCUGUAAGGCUCAAACAAUAUAUUGGACAAACAUCUUUAAAUAAUAAAUAAUGUAAAAUUUGUUUUUUGUUCAGCAUUGUGAAUGUCAUAGUUUUCUCAUUUUUAAGUCAUUCAUGCCCUAAUUAAUUAAAAUUUGUAUUUUCAGAUUCGAGAUAAAAGAUUAAAAACUUCGAAGGUAAAUUUUCAUCUAAUUUUUUUAAAAAUUCAUGUUUAAAAAUUAACCAAUUAAUUAAGUUAGCCAUUUUCAAUUUAUUUUAAGAACACUGUUGUUGAAAGAUAAUUAUUUAUUCAGUGAUGUAAGUAAAUUUAAACUUUAGGUAAUGGCUGGAAAAGUAUAAUUUUAAGAAAAACAUAAAUCUAAUUCAUACCUCUAGAUUUAUGAAGAAGAAUACAUUUAUCAUUUUUCAUGUUAUGUUGAAACAUUUCCACCAACCUUGACAAUAUACAUGCUAUUACUACUAUCAUACAUUUUAUUUGAAGCAAUAAAGCCAUCUCAUGCCUUUUUUUAAAACUAGGGCUGGUGGCCUCUUCCCGACCUGUCUGUAGGAUCCACAAUCAUUAUUUUAGCCUGGCCAUUUGUGGUCCACCUUAUUCUUAAAUACAUCCACCAGAGGUCAGUAAGAAUUUUUCAUGUUUGAGGAAAACCAAAAUAAAUAAAUAAAUAAAUUUAAAUAAAAAAAAAAAAUAUAUAUAUAUAUAUAUAUUUAUAUAUAUAUAUAUAUAUAUAUGUAUGUAUGUUUGUGUGCACUGAGGGAAGGGGAGACUGUGGUCUUAGGAGAUUUAGCCUACUUGUCCCAAUGACAGUGGGGAAGUAUCUCAGUAGUUGCACAGCCACAAAAAUUGUUAAAGGUACUGCUGCGAGUUUUCAGAAUGCAUAUAGAUAUAUCAUACUUCUCUCUUUUUUACUUCUGAGUAUGUCUUUUUUAUGUGUGAAAUCCCUUUCAUUUUUUAGAAAUAUGUAAUCCACCGUUUUUAGCUUAUUGAAUCUGCUACUGCUAAUAAUGAGUUAUGGAAUCUGCUGCUAAUAAUGAGUUAUGGAAUCUUCUGCUAAUAAUGAGUUACUGAAUCUGGCUCUUCUUAAAUUAUAUUUUAAUCACGAUUUAGGAAAUGUGUUUUGUAUAAACAUCAGGCUAUGUCUCAAAAAGUUAGAUAAUGAAUAUUUGUAUCUCUGCUUUAAUUCUUUGUGGGUUUUUUUUUCUACUCUCAGACGAUCAUCAAACAGAAGAUUGUGAUAUUUCUAUUUAAAACAUGAGUUAUAAAAGUAUAUACAAGGAAUAUAUGACUAAAGGAAGAUGACAGACCUGUCAAAAUGUUAGGGUCAGUGAAGAGUGCAUACAAGAAACAUGAAGGUACAUUUUAAAUCUUGACUAAAUGUUUACCUGCUACAGCUGUGCUCACAGAUAAUACAACAAAUGAGCAGGUGCAUUCUCUUUUAGUUUGCUUACAACUUGCAUUUUUCUUUUUUUACUUUCACUUAAAGAUUUUUUCAACUUUUCAUUGGGGUUGGGAGGGGGGUUGUUGUUUUAAAAAAUAGAAUAUAUGUUCAAUUUGUUUUUAUUAUUGCAUGAUUUAAAACAAUUUUUUUUUAUAAGGAAAUUUUACUCUGCAGUUCACAGUUGUUUUGAUUUCUAAUCAGAGUUUCCACAAACUAAAAAGAUUGUUGUUAUUGCCCAGGCUGAAAAUGAAACAAUGUCUGAUAAUCCAUGAAAUUCACAUAGUACCGUACUCAACUUGUGUUUGACAAAAUUGUUUAACACCUUUCUAGCUUGGUACAAAAUUUCUAUUUGAAUUUUUUUUUUAAACAGAAUUCGAAGAUUGUGUUGUAAGUUUAACUUGGUUAUAAAACCAGACAUGUUUAAAACAAUGUAAUAGUACUGAAAGAAAAGUGGGGACUCAAGUUUGAUCCAAGUUAACAUAUGUUGAAAUUUAAUCCACUUACUAUUUUUCUAAAUAAAGUGAAAAAAAUACAAAAUAGUACACAAAUGACAUUUGGAAAUUCUCUAUCUAAUUUUAUAUCAGUGCCAUGGUGAUUUUAUUUUGAAGGUCUUUAUUUUGAAAGUUUCCAUAGGUUGGACAGAUUUUAAUGCUUCUAUUUUUAGAAAUCUUACCGAGAAAUGUUUGUUCAACAAUUCUAAAACUGUCUUUUGAUAAUAUACUUAUUAAAUCCCAGCUUACAUGUUUCGUGUUUUUUUAAUCUAUUAUUUAUUUAGUUUUUUGUCUUCUUUGAAACUUUACUAAAGAAUGAAAAAUAUAUAUAUUUUUUUUUUAAUUUUGUCAGAAAUUUCUACUCAUUCUUAUUAUAUUUCUAAAGUUUACAAAUCAAUUCAGAUUUAGUUAUAUAUAAGUGUUACAUCUGUAUGUCAGAGCAUUCUUGUAGAUCUUUAUCAGCCACUCUAAAGACUAUGUCACAUCUCCAGUUUAUGUAAUUUUUUUUUACCAUCAUUUCUUUUAUUAAAUCACACCUCAGUGUGAGUUUUGAGGGUGGGAGGGGCUGUUGUUGAUAUUUUUUUUUAAAAGAAAGUUGUCUUAAUCAUACCAAAUGCUUUCCUAAUGUAAAAAUAAAAGUAUUAAAAUUAAAUUGGUGUUUUUAAAAGAUUUUAAAAUAAAAUGAUCAAAGGUCCUGGGAAUGAAAAUUUCUGGAUCUGAUGAUAUUUAGAUCAAAGUCUUUAUAUUUUUAAUCACGACCUAAGUCGGGGUAUAUAAAUAUUUAUAAAUCAGAAUGGGUUAUUGAAACCCAUUUUUAUUUAUUGAGCUUGAGUUGUUGGUUUCAGACAUUUCAAGACUUGUCUGAAGAAUAAAAUAAUUAUGUUUUGUUCACGGAAAACAUUAUCACUUUGUAAAUGUCAUUUUGUUGAUCUUUUUUUAAAUUGUGUGCAAUACAGAUAUAAAAUGGCUGGUUUUAAUCACAUGGAGAUUGUGACAAAUUUAUGCUUUGAUUCAGUCCAAAUUUUGUAAAUAAAAUACAACAUUCCUCUUCAAUGAAAGUAUCAAAUGAUUUCUACUGUAAAUAUGGUGUGCCUUGAAUGUUAACAAAUUGUGUAAAAUUAAAAUUAAUUAAAAUCAUGA
Messenger RNA from Lymnaea stagnalis (great pond snail), 15646 nucleotides. Lineage: Eukaryota; Metazoa; Mollusca; Gastropoda; Lymnaeidae. The record is from the annotation of a GenBank genome assembly.